AUGAGAAUGUCUUCUGUUGAAUUACCAGAUGAUAAUGAAAGAAGUUUGUCUUCUGCUAGCACAUCACCGGCCGGAUAUAAAGUAACUGUAAUGGAUAAUAGUGAUCCUGAUUGGUGGAAAGGAAAAUGUCUCGGUCGUGUUGGUUAUUUUCCAUCUAAAUACGUAGAGAAACUCGAACGAGGUGAAGGACCUCUACAGGUCACCCCCAAUCUUCAAAUUCAAGAAGGCGAAACCGCAAUCAGGCUGCUCAGAGAUCAAAUUGUCGUACAAGUCGGUGAGGAAAUUGAUGGUAAGAUAAUGAUUCGUGGUGUUGAUAACAGGCAAGGUGCUUGUCCUUUAAAAUUUUUACAAGAAGUGUGA
This is a messenger RNA of Pediculus humanus corporis (human body louse), 360 nucleotides long. Its product is annotated as stac, putative. The coding region runs from base 1 to 360 and encodes 119 amino acids. Gene Ontology annotation, cellular component: extrinsic component of cytoplasmic side of plasma membrane. The record is from RefSeq and is a predicted model, not a curated record. Lineage: Eukaryota; Metazoa; Arthropoda; Insecta; Psocodea; Pediculidae. The transcript has 3 exons. Gene Ontology annotation, biological process: positive regulation of protein localization to plasma membrane; skeletal muscle contraction; positive regulation of voltage-gated calcium channel activity. Gene Ontology annotation, molecular function: protein binding.